This is a messenger RNA of Colletotrichum lupini, 2013 nucleotides long. RefSeq lists its product as uncharacterized. The coding region runs from base 1 to 2013 and encodes 670 amino acids. Lineage: Eukaryota; Fungi; Ascomycota; Sordariomycetes; Glomerellales; Glomerellaceae. The record is from RefSeq and is a predicted model, not a curated record. The transcript has a single exon.
AUGGAGCGAUCGGAGCCUAGGCUUCCAAAGUCUCGGACCAAGCAGUCUAAAUCCAAAUCUGCGCCAUUUACAAACUUUUACACGCCUGAAAACUCAGACUUCUACGCCAAGUUCAAGUAUCGACCUUUGGACAAGAAAUACGAAGAAAUUCGACUUCUCGAUGUUGAUCUCACUGGGGGCAACAAGCACCGCAUGAUCCAUUCGAUUUCUUUAGCAAAAGCCGGGAAAUAUUGCGCCAUCUCAUACUACUCGGGCAACCCCAAGGACACAGUGCCGGUCUGGAUCGAGGGCAUAAAGAUGAACAUAUUCUCCAAUCUCGCGAAAGGAAUCGAGAACGCUGCCAGCUUCUGGAAGAAAGGAUCACCGAACCAGCCCCUGCGACUCUGGGUCGACCAGAUUUGCAUCAAUCAGAGCGAUUUACCAGAAACGUCGCACCAAGUCAACUUUAUGCGCGAGAUCUACCGGAACGCUACACAUGUAUACGUGUCAAUGCCGGUGAAAAAGAACCUUCGUCCCGUUUUCGAAUGGCUGACGGGUCUUGCGGCGGCGAGGACGACGAAGGGGUACGAGCCAUCAUCAAACAUGCUUUACGAGAACCCGCCACCAGAGCCAAACCUCUCAGGAAGAUGGAGAGAUAGGGUAAAUCCAGAAUGGCCAGCAGAUUCCUGGGAAGCCAUUUACCGUGUGAUCAAUCAUUCUUGGUGGAGCCGCUCGUGGGUUUAUCAGGAAUUCAUUGUCGCCUCGGAUGUCUUCUUCCUAUUUUCUGACGAGGUAUCCAUGCCAUGGAACCAGCUCCAUCCUAUUCUGUCUCUUUUCAUGCAACUGGACACCGUCAACGCAUGCAAGGAGUCGCUGCAAAAACGGUAUCAGGCUGAUGACACCAUGCAUCGGUACAGAAUCUUUGCCAGCAUCAAGCCCAUGAAAGACCAUCUUCGCAACGUAUUGAGGGCAGCCUGUGAGUGCUGUCCUAUCUGCUUCUAUGAUGAUCGAUUCUCUGGUAAACCCUGGAAUGUGUUCCGCUGUUACAUCUCCUCAUGCGUUUGCACAACCCAUGUACUAAAAGCUGCGGCGUACGCUGUACCUUGGACCCUCGGCUGUUGCUUUUUUCGCUACCCUUGCUGUCCCGGGUACGAGGCAAGGACGACGCAAAAGUUGAGAAGUAGGACAAGUUUAGUAGGAAUGGAACACCAUGUCCAGCGAUUAAGGACAACGAACGCUAGUCGAGUACUCGUCAACAGGGUAAUCGAGGGUAGAGAGCUAUGGGAAAGGCAAAAACAUCAGAUCAACCUGUCUUAUCUUCUUCAGCACGCACGAAACACCGAGACCUCACAGCCAAAAGACAAAUUCUAUGCCUUUGUCGGACUGGCCAACCUCGAGAACGAAGUGCCAAUCCGGUACGAGCCAAGCUACAGCAUCCAGGCAGUGCUCAUCGACGUAGCUCGUGCGAUUGUGGUGCACGAGGACGCGGGCCUCGAUAUCUUGGCACAAGCAGGCACGGCGGCACACCGUCGAGACCUUCCCGAAGGCAAAGAUUCACUCCCGUCAUGGGUUCCAGACUGGGAUAAGCGGGAGGAUAUCGAGAGGCAAAAGUUCAUCGACGCCUUGGAGCUACCGUCCGCAUGCAGCGCAGGCACAAGUCAGAGCUCCAAAGCCACUCUCGACUUUUUGGAAGACAGACACGGGAAUGAGAGGAGAGUGCUCGUCGCUGCGGGAACCCAGGUUGAUAUUCUCGGAAGCGCCAUCGACAGAGUCCAUGACGGAUUCCUACCUUGGAAGCCCUUUUCAAGCUCGGACGGCCAAAGAGUGAUUACGACGACGAGUAUUGCGCACUUUGGGGAUGAGGUCUGGGUUCUUGACGGCAUGAGCUGGCCGGUCGUUUUACGAAGAAGUUCGGCUGACAAUUCCACUACGCUCCUUGCCAUCGCUAUGGUGCGUGAAAACGGCCAGCCUCAUCAGAUUAUGUUCGGAGACAAGAAUCUUUUAGGAGAGGCGGCUGAAGUGGUAAUAGUCUAA